UAUUCAUUCAUACUUUUGUUUUCAAUUAUAAUGUUUUUAACAUUUUUCGUUAUAAUAAUCGCUUAUUUUCAGCCAAUCUCGAGCCAAGAAUUGCAAAUAAUACAACUCUUACCUAGUAAUAAUAUUGGGCAAAGAUAUCAAAGUAAUUUAAUACCAUCAAAUAAAUUAGGAUGCAAAUGCCAAUCAUGCCAAGGACAAAAAAAUUUAAUACAGUCAAAUCAAUGUGGAUGCAGAAAAGAUCAAUAUAUAGUUACAACUAAUAAUAACGAAUGCGGUUGUCAAAGGCAACUAAAUGUAUUGCGAAGAAAUAUUGGAUGUGGUUGCCAAGCAUGUAAUAAUUUGAUACCACAAAACGAUGUGAGAUGUACAUGCAAUAAACAAAAUGUAAUCCCAAAAAAAUAUAUUGGAUGCAAGUGCCAAGGACUAAAUAAUUUACUGCCAAUUGCUAUUGGAUGCGAUUGCCAGUCACAAAAUGCUUUAAUACCGCCGAAUACUUGUGGAUGUAAAAAGCAACAAGAUAUCCUCGUGCCAUUAAAUAAUAUUUGGUAUGAAAGUCAAGGAUCUAAUAAUUUGAUACCUGUAAAUGACAUUGCAUUUACAAGAAGAUUACCGUUAAAUAUUUGUGGAUGCCAACAAAACGUAAUAAUACCAAAUUCAUGUGGGUGCAAACGUCUACAGGUACCAAAAAAUAUCGGCUAUGAAAUUCAAGGAUUAAAUAAUUUAAUACCAUCUAACAGUAUUGGAUGUAAAUGCAAAAGACAAAAUGUACCACCAAAUAACGUUGGAUGCGUAUGCCAGAGACAACUUAAUAUAUUUCCAAUGCCAAAAGGAUUGAUUUCCAGCCGAAUUCCAGACAUGCCAUUCGAAAAAGAUAUAACUUUAAGCAAUUCAUUUUCUAUUACCGAUUUGCCAGUCACCAUGUUACAAAACGAGUUGUCAGACAGAAUAAAUAAAGGAAAUAUGCUGCAUCAUGACAAUUGGUUUAACUUAAAAGAUCGCUUGGCAGCAAUAACAGAUCUGGUAUCAGCUACUACCAGUUUGCUGUCAAAAUUGACAAAAAUAGAUGAUGUCAAUCCUUUUCCUACUUAUAAACGUGAAAAUGUUUCGAUUACCGAGAUGCCAGUGGCUGGCAAUGACGGAUAAUGUAAUAGGAAUCUCAGUCGUAUGAUGUAAAAUAUAGUUAAAUUGUCUAUAUUAAUUUAUUUUAUUUUUGUAAGUUUUAAAAUAAAAUAUUUAUUUAUUUCAAUUUGGAA
This is a messenger RNA of Maniola jurtina (meadow brown), 1253 nucleotides long. RefSeq lists its product as uncharacterized. NCBI's taxonomy places the organism in Eukaryota, Metazoa, Arthropoda, Insecta, Lepidoptera, Nymphalidae. The coding region runs from base 31 to 1143 and encodes 370 amino acids. The record is from RefSeq and is a predicted model, not a curated record. The transcript has 2 exons.